CAGAUUUUAAUAAUAAUUUAUAAUAAUAAUAAUUUCCAACAACCGGAACGUUUCAUACCUGAUCGUUUUAUCGAAGGUUCUAAACAUUAUUGUGGCUGUAUGAAUCCAUUUGCAUUUGUACCAUUUUCAGUCGGACCACGCAAUUGUAUGGGACAAAAAUUUGCUUUACAAGAACAGAAAAUCAUAUUGGCCACUUUGUUAUCCAAAUAUCGUAUAGAAUCCGCUGAAAACAUUUAUGGUGUUGCAAUAGAACCUUCAAUAGUUUUACGGCCAAAAUCAUCUGUCAACAUUCGUUUCAUACCCCGUGCAUGAAUGAAUGAUUAUUUAAAUUAAAUAUUGUACGCAAUGCAAUGGACCGGAAAAAAAUG
Molecule: messenger RNA, 368 nt
Organism: Dermatophagoides pteronyssinus (European house dust mite)
Lineage: Eukaryota; Metazoa; Arthropoda; Arachnida; Sarcoptiformes; Pyroglyphidae
Product: cytochrome P450 4c3-like
Source: RefSeq, a predicted model, not a curated record